Phymastichus coffea is the source of this 1024-nucleotide messenger RNA. Its product is annotated as ADP-ribosylation factor-like protein 6-interacting protein 6. The record is from RefSeq and is a predicted model, not a curated record. The coding region runs from base 226 to 741 and encodes 171 amino acids. NCBI's taxonomy places the organism in Eukaryota, Metazoa, Arthropoda, Insecta, Hymenoptera, Eulophidae. The transcript is spliced from 4 exons.
GUCCUAAAGAAAGCCAACUGCUAAACACGCUUUUGCUCGGCUAUGUUGGUGUAGUAACCACACACGUUUUGGAAUAAAUGCGCGAUGAGGUAAAAACAUCCAAAUAAAGUCGUGACGUACUCAAAAGCAAACAGCAAGGAAGGUGGUGGGGUAUCCGUGGCGCCUUGGAAUAAAAUUGUUUGUGACUCCUCUUUGGUUCGAAGUUCUUCUACACGUACAACCACGAUGAGCGAACGUUAUCAGCGAACUCCUCUUAUCGCGAAUGGCAAGUCCAAGGUUUAUUCACAAGUUCACAACGAGGAAAAUGCCGCAAGAAGAUGGAAGAGUUUACAGUUCGACGAAUGGACGUUUACGUUGCUGCUAUUCCUCUUCUCUUUGUCUAUCGUCAUUGGCAAAUUGUUCCUCAAUCACGAUUUCUUCAGUUUCUUGGAUAUCAGUACUGAUCGAUUAGCAAUUCUUGCAAUCAAUAGAAGUCAUCCUUAUUACAAGGAUAUUACACAAAAUUCUGUAAUUGAGCCUUUGAACAGGUACAGCUGGUUGAUAAAGGCUGUAUUGAGUGGAUUGGUAACUACUGGAAUCACAUGGUUCAUUAUUUAUGAAGACAGUAAUGUACCAGGUGUUAAUCCACCGUCACCAUUUAGUCCAUCUAAGAAAAGAAUCCAAGAAUCUUCUCCAGUACAACUCAAUUAUUUUGUUGGAAUUUUGAAUGGAUUAUUGGUAUUUUGCUACAUGUGCCUUUAAACUUGUCAAUAUGUAUUAAGGAAACACGAUGCUUUAUACAGCACUAUGAGUGCCUGCAGUAAGAGUACAAUUUUUUUUCUAUAAAUUUAUUUAUCAUCAAAAAAGUAUAAUAUAUAUUUAUAAUUGUUCAAAUUAUUUAUUUUUUUUUAACUAUUUGCUUGGCUUUAUUUAGAAUAAUUUACAUUAUCAGUAUUGCACAUUAUUUAUAUUAUUUAUCUCAUUGAGUUGUUAAAGACUGCUUUUUUUGCUUGCAAAUAAUUUAUAUUACUAACAUAGGAACAAA